Messenger RNA from Camponotus floridanus (Florida carpenter ant), 1338 nucleotides. RefSeq names its product prostaglandin E synthase 2 (gene Su(P)). Lineage: Eukaryota; Metazoa; Arthropoda; Insecta; Hymenoptera; Formicidae. The transcript is spliced from 5 exons. The record is from RefSeq and is a predicted model, not a curated record. Gene Ontology annotation, cellular component: mitochondrion. The coding region runs from base 113 to 1291 and encodes 392 amino acids. Gene Ontology annotation, molecular function: prostaglandin-E synthase activity.
AUGUACGCAUACAUAUAUAUAUAUACAUAUAUAGAGAGGUAUAAGAAUUUCAUAUAUUCGCGCAAGUGUCAGGUAUCAGGUGUCAGGUGUCAGGCUAAUAUGUAAUUUAAAGAUGGCUGCUGUACAUAAACUUUUCCGGCUUAUACCGAGGACAAAGUUUUUAAAUAAUAAUGGCUAUUAUGUCAGCCAGAACCCACGGUCAUUUUGUACGAUGAUGCAGCAACCACAGAAAACACAAAGUUUAGUGAAAAUCGGUUUAAUCGGUGCUGUUACCGGCGUUGUUUUGGGUGCAGGUUAUGCCCUUCACGAGAUCAACAAAACUCGAGAAAAUAUCGCUCUGGAAGGAACGCAGGCAGAAAUUACAUUAUUGAAAUAUAAACCUCCUGUCACACCAUCCAGGAAGAUUGCAUCUCCAGUGGAUACUACGGGUUUAAAUGUCACGUUAUUUCAGUAUCAAACAUGUCCGUUUUGUUGCAAGGUUCGAGUUUUUUUAGAUUAUUAUGGGAUAUCUUAUGAUGUCGUGGAAGUAGAUCCAGUGCUCCGUAAAGAGAUUGGAUGGUCCUCUUAUAAAAAAGUUCCAAUUCUUUUGACUAAAGUAGAAGAAGGCUAUCAACCUUUGAAUGAUAGUUCCAUGAUAAUAUCUCUCCUUGCGUCUCAUUUACAUGACAAGUCUUAUAAAGUUGAAGAGUUGGCUAACUAUUAUCCAAGCAUAGCGAUGCAUGAUGAACAUGGCAAAUUUAAAUAUGAGAUCAUAAAUAAAUAUUUCCUCAUGUUUAAUAAAAAUCUUCCAAAGGACAGAUCAAUAAAUGAUAUAACUGAAGAACGUAAUUGGAGAAAAUGGGCAGACGAGAUAUUAGUUCACACUCUUUCGCCAAAUGUAUACAGGACAAUUGAUGAAUCUUAUAGAACUUUCAAUUGGUUUUCUGAAGUCGGCAAAUGGGAGGAAUACUUUCCAUUAUGGGAACGAAUGUUAAUAGUUAAUGUUGGUGCAACAGCAAUGUGGUUGAUAGGGAAAAGGCUCAAGAAGCGACAUCGUCUAAAAGACGACGUUCGACAAUCAUUAUACGACGAGGUGAAUUACUGGUUGCGUGCUAUUCGUUCGCGCGGCACCGAGUUUAUGGGUGGCAGCAAGCCCGAUCUAUCUGAUCUUGCAGUAUAUGGUAUCUUGAAAAGUAUUGAAGGCUGUGACGCUUUUCAAGAUUUAUUAACUCAUACGAAAAUCGGCAUUUGGUAUAAUGGUAUGAAAGAACAAGUCGAUACACAUUCUGGUAGUGUGAAUUUAAGUAGAUAAUAUAUACGUACAUCAACGAUUACAAUUCCGUGUGUAAAGAAAAUUAU